UCGAGUAAAACUUUCUUUCUUAUGAAUAUCAAAACAACCAUCUUAAAUGUUUAUGGAGCCAUGGUUAAAAGAAAGUUGAAACUUUAGAGCAGUCUUGGACUUCCAAUUAGAGCUCAACAAAAAGGCUGCUUUUACAUUUGGAAGUCUGGUAAAUAUCCCAGGCAGAAUCUGCUGAUGUGGCAGCCACAGGUUUUGAAGUUCACACACUUAUAAAACCUGCAACAAAAUUUAGGAGCAAAAAAGAAAAAGACCUUCAAUUCAAAUUGUAGCUCAUUCAUGGCCUCUGCCGUGGAACAGUCUUCUUAUAGUUCACGACGACAUGAUGAACCAGAGUUUAACUUGAGAGAGUGGGGUCUCAAGGCUCGAAUUAGCCGCGAAAACACUACUUCAAGAAGAUAUUCAGCAUCGUAUAUCAGAAGUUUUAGAGAAGAUGCGAGGUCUUUUAGAUCAAACAUAACCAUUUCUAGCACUGCCUCCUCUCCAGGCUAUUCCUUAAAAGAUGAGAUUGACCCUUCAACAUACUCAUUCACUACUGCUCUCAAAGCAUUGCAGGCAAGGACGGUGUGUAGUGGUUGGGAAUGCCUGUCACCAGACGGGUUUGCCUUAAACUCCAAGUGGAAUGAAGCAGAGAAAUACAUUUGCAACCCACUUUCCGGAGAGGUUCCGAUGGAAUGUUUGUCUGCAAAAACACUCAGUGGAAGGUCAUUUCGCAACUUAACAAACAGAAUUACCAUGUCUGCUCCUCUCGUUUACUCCCAUUCGUGCCAUAUCCAAACAAAUCCUUCCAGGACAGUGCCGGAAGACGUAGCUCAGUUCCCAACACCAGUUUUAGUGCAUCUGAUUGCAGAGAAGAAAGCAGAGAGCAUGACUAGAGAUGUGGGAACUCAAAGUACACCACCUGAUCUUAGUUCUGGUAGUCUUAGCCCAGCUUCAACCCCUUCAAUAUUAGAGAGAGCAUUAAAGCGGUGCGGGACAGAAAAUGGAGAUUCCCCUAACACGAACACAAAGCCAAGGGCUGAGGAACAGGUUGAAGUGAAAGAAACAGGAGAGAGAGAAGAAACAAUAAUUGAUAAAGCAGAGAGGAGAAGAAAAGAUGAGCUUAUGUGCAGGUGUAGCAGGCAACCUGGAUGCUUAUCAUGGAUGAGGAGAAGGCAGAGAGAGAAGCACAAAUCAAGAAAGAGAAGUAUCUUUUUUCCUCAUUUUAAAGGGUGCUAAAGAUGGUUAAAAAAGAAAAGGUAUUGGUGGGCUUAUUGAGAUUCCCUAUCUCUCAAUCAAAAGGGAUUUUCUUCUGUUGCUUGAAGGACAGAUUGCAUCUGAAGGUGAAAAUGAGAGCAGUCAUGAUUAAACGGAGGUGAAAGACUGUCUUAUGGUAGUUUGUUUUCCUUGGAAUUUUGUAGUUAGUGAUGUUAUGUUUUGUUUCUUGUUGUUAUAUGCUGAAAGUGGCUGACAGCUCUGUGUUCACGUGCAUGCUUUUGUUUGUGGCCUUGGAAUGGAAACGUUCUUCCCUAAGAGCUCAGAAGCAGACAAUCAUGCACAACUUACCUGUCCAAUUUAGACACUCCACCAAUUCUAAUUGUAAGCACACCAAUAAUGUGCUGAAUACAUACAAUGAACGAUAUUUAGUCAUUAAUUCAUCUGACAAAAAGAAAAGAAUAUUCAAUUAUUCAA
Molecule: messenger RNA, 1668 nt
Organism: Theobroma cacao (cacao)
Lineage: Eukaryota; Viridiplantae; Streptophyta; Magnoliopsida; Malvales; Malvaceae
Source: RefSeq, a predicted model, not a curated record